AUGAGUGUAGUGACUGGAGGUCAUAUGAUAAGGAAUGAGUUUAUAAGCGGUGACAGCUUAGGCAUGAGAGUAGAAAAAAUUAGAGAAAAUAGACUGAGAUUGUUUGGGUAUGUCUUGGAGAGAUGAAUCUGAAACAGUAAUAAUUGUAAUGCAAAUAAACGCAGGAAGAAAAAGUGGUUAGAUGCUACUGAGAAUGAUAUGAGAAUAGUCGGUGUUUGCAGGAUGGUAGAUUGGGUCAAUUGGAAGUUUAUAGGACGAAGGUGGUCGACUAAGAAAAGUUGGAAUGAAGACGAAGGAGAAGAAGAAAAAUAA
Messenger RNA from Cinara cedri, 312 nucleotides. NCBI's taxonomy places the organism in Eukaryota, Metazoa, Arthropoda, Insecta, Hemiptera, Aphididae. The record is from the annotation of a GenBank genome assembly.